AUGGCCUUCACAGAUCCACAGAAAGUGCUGGUCACUGGCAGCCUGGACCCUUGCUGCUGGAAGAUGCUGCAAGAUGGAGGGCUGCAGGUGGUGGAGAAGCAAAACCUGAGCAAAGAGGAGCUGAUAGCCAAGCUGCAGGACUGCAAAAGCCUUAUCCUCUACUCGGCCACCAAAGUGACCCCGAAUAUCAUCAACACAGCAGAGAAGCUCCAGGUGGUGGGCAGGGCCAGCACUGUCAUGGAAAACGUGGAUCUGGAAGCUGCCACAAGGGAGGGCAUCCUGGUCAUGAACACUCCCGAUGGGAAUAGCCUUAGUGCUGCGGAGCUUACCUGUGGGAUGAUCAUGUGUCUGGCCAGGCAGAUUUUCCAGGCCACGGCUUCAGCUUCAAUUAAGGAUGGCAAAUGGGACCAAAAAGAAGUUCAUGGGAACUGA
Pipistrellus nathusii (Nathusius's pipistrelle) is the source of this 432-nucleotide messenger RNA. The record is from the annotation of a GenBank genome assembly. Lineage: Eukaryota; Metazoa; Chordata; Mammalia; Chiroptera; Vespertilionidae.